Messenger RNA from Cercospora beticola, 1167 nucleotides. RefSeq lists its product as uncharacterized. Lineage: Eukaryota; Fungi; Ascomycota; Dothideomycetes; Mycosphaerellales; Mycosphaerellaceae. Gene Ontology annotation, molecular function: oxidoreductase activity. The record is from RefSeq and is a predicted model, not a curated record.
CCUCAGUCUUACGUUUACUUAUUCCUUUCAUCAAUUUGAUUUCCGGAUAUUCGAUAACGAACAGAACGAGGCAAACGUGCAGAGCGUUCUGAGCAAGUGAAGCCGAUCGUCGUCAGAGACCACUUUCAGAGAUACCGAGGCACGAUUUCUAGGCUGGACCGACAUACACUUCAACUGAAGCUCUUGCACAUUUCUCACACCCUGCCUCUUUCUCCGAAACUACCACACGAGGAAAAUAAGGAUCACCAAAAAUGCACGUCAAAGGCCGUACAUUCAUCAUCACAGGCGGCGCAUCCGGCCUCGGUCUCGCCACCGCAGAAGACCUGACAAAACAUGGCGCCAACGUAGCAAUCCUCGACAUGAACCCCGAAUCCGGCAACACCGUCGUCCAGAAACUAGGACAAAAGCUCGCAAAAUUCUUCGAAGUGGAUGUCACAGAUUCGGAUUCUCUUAAAUCAGCCAUCGACGGCGCAGCAGAUUGGGCCAAAUCUUCUGGUAAACCUCUCGGAGGACUGGUUCCUGCUGCGGGCGUUGGACUCCCUGGGAAGCUUCUCGAUAAGGACUUGAAUCCGAUUGAGAUGAGCAAGAUUGAUUUCGUGAUUGAUAUCAAUCUGCGAGGAGUGUUGAAUACGAUUCGAUUGACGCUUCCGCAUUUGGCGAGGAACGAACCUUUGGCUCAGGAUGGUGAGAGGGGUGUGAUUGUGAUGGUCUCUUCGUCUUCGGCUUUUGAGGGCCAAGUCGGACAGUUGUCGUAUGCUGCUACGAAGGGAGCGAUCCGCAGUAUGACGCUGGUUUUGGCGAGAGAUUUGGCUGGGAAUGGAAUUCGGGCACUUUCGAUCGCGCCGUCCUUGUUUGAGACGAAUAUGUCGAAGCAGCUUCCGGACAAGGUGCAGACUGCGCUGAAGAGGCAGGCCGAGUAUCCUAAGAGAUUGGGUAAGGCUGAGGAGUUUGCCAUGUUUGUCCGGCAGUGCAUUGAGAACUCGUACAUGAAUGGCGAGUGUUAUCGAUUGGAUGCGGCGACGAGGAUGAGCGCUAGAAUGUAAUUGUAACUGGAAGACAUGGUCAAAGUUCCUUUGCGCCAUAUGUAAAUCAGGCCAACAGUAUGAGCAAUAGGUUUUCAGUAGUCUUCUACGCGAUCAAACUCAACGACAUCAUCGAGCACCCGAG